AUGGGUGCUGUGAAAGCUGUCGUGGUUGUCAUCAAGUUCUGUUUUAUCCUAACUUUUCUGAGAUGCCAAUAAGCAAUAAUAUCCAACUUCUUUGCUAUAAUUGCCUUUGAUGAACUUCGGACAGACUUCAAAAGCCCAAUAGAUCAGUGCAACCCAGUCCACGCAAGAGAGCGGCUGAGAAAUAUCGAGCGUAUUUGCUUUCUCCUGCGAAAGCUGGUGUUGCCGGAGUACUCUAUCCAUAGUCUUUUCUGCAUAAUGUUUUUGUGCGCUCAAGAGUGGCUCACACUGGGGUUAAACGUUCCUUUGCUUUUUUAUCACUUCUGGAGGUAUUUUCGUUGCCCAGCAGAUAGUUCAGAGCUAGCAUAUGAUCCACCUGCAGUCAUGAAUGCAGAUACCUUGAGUUACUGUCAAAAAGAGGCCUGGUGUAAGCUAGCUUUCUAUCUCCUUUCCUUCUUCUACUAUCUGUACUGCAUGAUCUACACUUUGGUGAGCUCUUAA
Molecule: messenger RNA, 498 nt
Organism: Nipponia nippon (crested ibis)
Lineage: Eukaryota; Metazoa; Chordata; Aves; Pelecaniformes; Threskiornithidae
Source: RefSeq, a predicted model, not a curated record